This is a messenger RNA of Scheffersomyces coipomensis, 2114 nucleotides long. RefSeq lists its product as uncharacterized. The coding region runs from base 211 to 1926 and encodes 571 amino acids. Lineage: Eukaryota; Fungi; Ascomycota; Pichiomycetes; Serinales; Debaryomycetaceae. The transcript has a single exon. The record is from RefSeq and is a predicted model, not a curated record.
UUCCUUGUUUGAUUUGAAUUGAUUAAAAACACUAAAUAUCAUUGUUUUGAGAUAAGCUUUAACCCAUUUAUAUUUUGACAGAAAGGUUUAACUUAUACUAAAUUCGUCUCCUUUUGUUGUUUUAAGAAACACAGAAAGUUGAGUUCAAUCGUGUGAUAUCUAUCGACAAAAACAGAUAACAAAAGAUAACAAAUCAAGGAGUGAAGUAUCAUGGCAUUUAAAGAUACUUCAAGGUCUGUGAUUAAUAUCAUUACGGAUUACAUUAAUUCUGUAUUAUACUCCAAUUCAAUUCCAAUUCCUAUUAUUGAAUCAUUUAUUUUACUUACGCUAUAUACCUUUAUCAUUGUCUUGUGUGUAUAUGCUACCAUUCAUAAACCUUCAUAUAUUGAAUUUGCAGAAACUCGAUUUGAUGAUGAUACUGUAGCAUCAAUCCAAGAUGAUCUUCUACUUACGACCAUAACAGAUCCGAAUUUAACUUAUUUUGAAAAAUUUAAAUACAUUGGUGGAGCAGUAAUUGCUAUUGGAGUUAUGGUUUAUUUUAUGCUCAAUUUUGAAUUUAACCCCUUUACAUUUUAUAAAUCGUUAGAAAUCAUAUUUAUAUUAGGAGUUCGAAUUUUAAAUAUUCAUGAUUUAAUCUUACCUCGUUAUAAGUUGAUAUUGGGUGAUAAUUAUUCAACUAUAAUCAGAAUAGAACCUAACGAUACAACCCCAACUCCUACUGGGAUAGAAUUUGAUGCUCGAUGGUUAGAUCUUUUACCUGUCACAUUUUUAGUGUAUCAUUUAUCAAAGUAUUUUUCCUAUAACAAUUGGAUUAUAGGAAAUUUUAUAACUACCUUACAUCUCAUAUUUGCUUUCCAUAAUACAUCAUUUCGUAAGAGGAGCUUUUUACCUCAAUUAUUUCAAUUUAAAUAUGUUUUCGGUAUUUAUGGAGUUUUUAUAUUAUUGCUGGUAUAUAAUCGGAUUUUGUUCAUUCCAACCUUGAAUUUACCAAGCACUACAGCUUCAUUGCAUAUUCACAUUCCUAGACCAAGUAUUUAUGGAAACCAUUUUAAAGAAUUGGGUUCAUCAAGGCUGGUAUCAAAUUAUGGAGCUCUUAUACUUAAAGGGGAUAAUUUAAAAAUCCCAAUUUUAUUAAUUUCAUUAUGUUUAAAGUUUGAUAUGUAUAAUUAUUAUAAGAAUCAACCUGCUGAUAUUAAAUUUUCAAAAUUGUAUGUCUUGUUUAAGAUGAAGAAGGUUUAUUCUAGUAUAGUUAUGAUUUCAUUCUUAGGUGGAAAUUUGUAUAUGUUUCACAAAUCAUAUUAUAAUCGGAUUAUAGAAAUUGGUCUCUGUGGGGUUAUUCAUGUGAUUGCGUUAAUUCGAGGUGAGUUAAAUGAAUUAUGGAAGUUCAAUGAUGAUGUGGUUCCAGUUAGGGUAAGUGAUGUUAAAGAGGAUGAUAAAGAGGAUGUGGAAGAGGAUGUGGAAGAGGAUGUUAAAGAGGAUGUGGAAGAGGAUGUGGAAGAGGAUGUGGAAGAGAUUGUGGAAGAUAUUGACGUUGCCGAUGUCGAAGAGAUUUUGAAAGAGAUUAUGAUGGUUGAGGAAGAAGAUGAAAGUGAUGAUGAUGAUUACCUUAUCAAUAGUGAAGAUGAAAAACUUGAACAAGUUGAUUUACGCAUUGAUAAAGUUGAAUUUAAACGGUAUCAAACUAAGGAUUAUGAUAGUGAUGAUGAUAGAGAAUUGAAUAUGUAUAGAAAGAGAGUUGUGAGAUAUGUCUUUGAAGAAGGAGAUGAUGAAGAAGAUGAAGAAGAUGAUACUUAUGAGGCAGAACCGAUAGAUGAAGAAGAUGGUGAAUUAAGUGAUGAAUCUGAUUAUUACGAUGAAGAUUUACGAAUUUUAAGAGAAGAUCUUAAGAAAGAUCCCGUAGAAUUGUAUGAUAAUAAAGAAGAGUAGUACUUCCCACGAUUUAUAAGUAGAUUAGACAAUUGAUAGAUCAAAAUAACAUAACUAUAAACUUCAAUCAUAGUAGUGGUAGAAUCUAAAAUUAAUUAUACUAAAAAAUACGCGCAAAAAUAAGAUAGAGCCGCACGCGAAGUUAUUUUGAUUUGACGUAAAUUUUAAAUUUUAAAUUUUAAAUAAAC